AUGUCAUCGGACAUCUUGAUAUACGCAGUAUGUGAGUUGUUGCUAGCUCUACAAAUUGCUGUGUCCAACGCUCUUGUAAUAUGGGUAUAUCUGACCAAACGGCCUGUCCGGACCCCCACCAACACCUACAUGUUCAGCCUUGCUUUAACCGAUUUCCUGGCCGGUGCCGUGGGUGUCCCGAUCACAGUUUUCUCGGUGAUCACAAGGGCUCCUCACUCCUUCAACUCUUGUUUGUUCGUCCAUCUUAUUUUGUGUAUAUUAUGUACCGUUUCUACCUUCCAUUUACUGGUUAUUGCCAUCGACAAAUACCUUACAAUUUGUUGUCAGUGUCAGUUUUGGAUGGAUCAAAAGGCACGGCAUUUCCGGGCCCGGAUGCUCAUUAUUUUGGCUUGGAUUAUGGGCACGGUGAUUGGUCUCCUGCCAUUGUUCGACGUCUUUGAAUUCGCUUCUCGAAAUCGGCAUCGGUUCAAGGGGGAAUGUCAUUUCACUCUCGUAAGUGACGUCAUUUUUACCAUUAUUUUGGUCCAGUUCCUGGUUCGUCGCAGUACGAAGCUUUUGAAAGACCAUUUAAUUAUCAGCCACACACAUUAUUCGUGCUUUACUUGACCGAAUUAACGUCUGAAUAAUUUCAUUUUCCAGGUGGUCGACUACCGGUACUUGGUCUACGUAAUCUUCUUCGCAACGAUAAUUGUGCCCUCAGUCAUCAUCUUGUGUUGUUAUACUGCCAUCUACCGACGUAUCGGAUUAGAAGAAAAACAAAUAAAAUGUCUCCUGAGGGCGUCCGAGAGACGAAGAAGGAUGAGAAACCGGAGAAAACUGAUCAGAACCCUGACUUUGUUGGUCUGCACAUACGCCGUCUGCUGGUUCCCCUUGUAUUUAUUGAACACGAUCGACCUCUUCUUCCCGGACAGAAAGCCCACCCCAUUGAUGACAUUAUUCACGGUGGUCUUAUCCCAUGCAAAUUGUGCCUUGAAUCCGGUGAUUUAUGCAUAUGGAAUGCCCGGAUUCAAACAUACAUUAAGGAGAUUCAUCGGCAUCAAGACAAUGAACAAGCCCCCGAUCAUGAUUAAGAACGCUGUUCCCCAUGGGAAACAUUCUACUGCAAGUUCUAUUUAUUCCCAACACAACACUCCUUAUAAGGGCCGCAAAAAGUAUUCUUGGACUCAGUUAGGACGAAGUUUGGAGUCAAUCGACGGUUCUUUCAGCCCCAACAAGAUCUCUCAACGACAACCUUUGAAUGCCAUAAAUAAACGGUGA
Molecule: messenger RNA, 1257 nt
Organism: Bursaphelenchus xylophilus (pine wood nematode)
Lineage: Eukaryota; Metazoa; Nematoda; Chromadorea; Rhabditida; Aphelenchoididae
Source: the annotation of a GenBank genome assembly